Macaca mulatta (Rhesus monkey) is the source of this 627-nucleotide messenger RNA. Its product is annotated as glycolipid transfer protein. Gene Ontology annotation, molecular function: ceramide 1-phosphate binding; ceramide 1-phosphate transfer activity. Lineage: Eukaryota; Metazoa; Chordata; Mammalia; Primates; Cercopithecidae. Gene Ontology annotation, cellular component: membrane; cytoplasm; cytosol. Gene Ontology annotation, biological process: ceramide transport; intermembrane lipid transfer. The record is from RefSeq and is a predicted model, not a curated record.
AUGGCGCUGCUGGCUGAACACCUGCUGAAGCCGCUGCCCGCGGACAAUCAGAUCGAGACUAGGCACUUCCUCCAGGCGGUGUCCCACCUGCCGCCCUUCUUCGAUUACCUUGGGUCCCCAGUGUUUACUCCCAUCAAGGCAAACAUAAGCGGCAACAUCACGAAAAUCAAAGCCGUGUACGACACCAACCCAGCCAAGUUCUGGACCCUGCAGAACAUCCUGGAGGUGGAGAAAGAAAUGUAUGGAGCAGAGUGGCCCAAAGUAGAGGCCACACUGGCAAUGAUGUGGCUGAAAAGAGGCCUCCACUUCAUCCAGGUCUUCCUCCAGAGCACCUGUGACGGGGAGCGGGACGAGAACCACCCCAACCUCAUCCGCGUCAACGCCACCAAGGCCUACGAGAUGGCCCUCAAGAAGUAGCAUGGCUGGAUCAUGCAGAUCUUCCAGGCAGCACUGUACGCAGCCCCCUAUAAGUCCGACAUCCUGAAAGCGCUCUCCAAGGGGCAGAAUGUGACAGAGGAGGAGUGCCUGGAGAAGAUCCGCCUCUUCCUAGUCAACUACACGGCCACCAUCGAUGUCAUCUAUGAGAUGUACACCCAGAUGAUGGCCGAGCUUAACUACAAGGUGUAG